CCCGACGCGCAGUAAUGAAAGUCGCAUAUGCAACCAGUCUGUGGAGUCUCCGCCAAAUCCAUGCAGUCCGUUCAAUCCGUUCAAUCAUCGUGCAGCCCCUCCAUCCCCUCGUUUAAGGGAUGCAUUCGCAGAGCCUCAAAAGGCUCGGCAGUCAAUGACCCUAAGUUGUAUAUAUUGCCGCCAAUCGCAGGGUGAAGCGCGCGACUGGUGCUACCCUACAAGAUGGCCGAUAGCAGCAGGCAGUGGACUUGGAACGGCGUAACGUGGACCUGGAGCGACCAGCACCAGGACUACUACUACGUCACACAGGAUUCUGCGGGGCAAUAUCAGUACCACUUCUACAAGCAGCUCUACGCCCCCGCCCCGGAACCAACGAGCCCAGCUUCGGAAGGCAGCCAAAGCACAGGACAUGCAGAGGCGCCAGCACAGGGUCGGCUCAGGGUUGACUCCGGUACAUAUCCGUACUCAACCGGUGCAUAUCACCCCCUGACCGCUGCGACCCAUGAUGCUGGCUCUAGCCCUUACCGGGGCACUCCUUCUGCCAACGCAAAUUAUUAUGCCGCUGGGCUUGCUCCAUAUCCUGUCGCCUCGAGCCAUGGUAAUACUACUGGCGGGGCACUGCCGCACAUGCUUGAUUUAGUUCCUCCGCAGGUCAGAAGCUCGCCGAACUUCAUACCUGGAACGCCCGAGAAGGGCGAAUGGGAGAGGUUGGACCCCAGUUUUUAUAUGAGAACCGGUCCGCAAGCGCAGCAGUUCUUUAGGAAAGGAAGGGUCUUUGCCAUGCUAUAUUCCGAGGCUGCAAGCGAGAACAUGGCGCGCGGCAAUGAGAAUGAUGCUGUGACCAUAAUCCGAUUCGGCGAGAGCGUCUACUCGCAGAUUCGGCGCUUCGUCGUAGUGUCGGUAAGGCACGGCUUUGUCAAAGCCUGCGGCAUCUCGACCUACAGCGGGCGUGGUACUCUGAAACCAGGCUGCAAACCAAAGGAACACGCGGCCGUUUAUUUGUCGGGCUCAUAUCCAGUGACUUUCCAGGGAGAGGAAUUGACCAAGGAGCCUAUCGAGAUCCAGCCAGCCGACUCUUCUGUGAGGAUCACCGCCGCCUCUCGGGUCCGAUUCGGCAAGACGUAUCCGAUCGAGUGGAAUGUCAAAGUCAAAGACAUUGGUCGCGUUAUACCUGAGCAUAUCAGCAAGCUGAUAACAUACUGGAGAAUGGAAGACAGGGAUGAAGACGACUGAGUGCGAGACACCUACCUUACCAAAUUGGCUCCAUACGUUUUCGAUCCCCUUUCACGUUGUUCGGACCCGUUCUUUUGGACUACAACGACAGUCACCGACGUUUCUCCUUGUCUACGUAAUACGAUUUGAUGGAUUUGGAUUCGGAUCUUCGCAGAUUGCCUAUAUGGAUAGUAGCUUGGUUCCAGAAUGCCACAUUUGGAGGGCGUCCGAAACACAUCUGGGGGAAUUCCACGAUCAACGCCUGUUUCCUAUAUAUACGUUAAUGAAUGACUUAAGAUAACAAAUACGUUCGAGAACACCCUUCUCG
This is a messenger RNA of Trematosphaeria pertusa, 1540 nucleotides long. RefSeq lists its product as uncharacterized. The coding region runs from base 223 to 1233 and encodes 336 amino acids. The transcript is spliced from 6 exons. The record is from RefSeq and is a predicted model, not a curated record. NCBI's taxonomy places the organism in Eukaryota, Fungi, Ascomycota, Dothideomycetes, Pleosporales, Trematosphaeriaceae.